ACCGAGGCUGCACAAGGGGGCGGAUUCACUACGGAAGAUCGAGAUCACAUUUUGGUUACUACGCUUCCCCGCGACCCUGUGGUUCGGUCCAUCCAUGGGUCAACAACAAGAAUAGAUAAAUGAACUCGACAGAACAUUCUAAAUUCAACGGAUUUUUCUUUGAUGACCCACUGGGCCUGCUGAUCCAAAUAAGUGAAAAUGGGUUCAUUAACUAGCAGGCAAAAUGCUGGUGUUGAAGAAGUCGACAUAGUGUCAAACCAUGCCUACAAAUAUCCACCACGUUCAGGCAGCUACUUUGGCAGUCAUUUUAUAAUGGGUGGUGAAAGAUUUGACACACCUCAGCCAGAAGCAUAUCUUUUUGGAGAGAACGCAGAUUUAAAUUUUCUAGGAAGUCGACCAACUCCGUUUCCAUAUCCUCCACCUCAAGCAAAUGACCCAACAAAAACACUCAAAAGUCUGAUUAAUAUUAGGAAGGAAUCACUGCGACUAAUACGUGCUAUAGAUCAAACUUCAACUUCCUCACAUCAUAACAGCAAACAUUAUGGGGACGGGGAUGCUGAUUAUAAGCCAUCGAAAUUUAACAUAGAAUUCACAUUUGACUGUGAUGUCAGAUGUGCUAUCACUAUUUAUUAUUUCUGUACAGAGGAUGUUACUGCAAAUGGAGUUGUGUACAUACCACGAGAUCCUUCUAUGAAUUCUGAAACGUAUCAUUACAAGAAAGGAGCGAAUCAACAGUUCAGCCAGUCUUCUCACAUCUUUGAUCCAACAUUGUACAACGAAGAAGAUUUGUUGUACAAUCCUGAUAGAGAGCUGAUCUCAAUGGCAAUUCACUGUGUUGCUGAGGAGGGGGCUGAGGAACCAAAACAAUCUCAUACUACCAUUGCAGUGAUAGAAAAACAUUCUGAUGGAUCCUAUGUGUUGAAAGCCCUGAAACAGAAACUCUUUGUGGAUGGGCUGUGUUAUCUCUUACAAGAGAUUUAUGGGAUCGAAAAUAAAAACAGUGAAAAUGCUAAGCAACAAGGCAGCGAUGAGGAUACCGAAGACAGUGGCUCGGAGUGUGUGAUAUGUAUGUGUGACGUACGUGACACACUGAUUCUACCAUGCAGACAUUUGUGCCUGUGCAAUGGAUGUGCGGACUCGCUACGAUAUCAAGCUAACAAUUGCCCAAUAUGUCGUGCCCCAUUCAGGGCUUUGUUACAAAUUAAGGCUCUACAAAAAGCUACUGGGGUAAUACUGUCAAAUCCCCCGCUAGCCGAGGGAAGUUGUGAAAAUAUACCAUCAGGAUAUGAAGCUGUUUCGCUUAUAGAGGCUUUAAAUGGUCCUUACACACCGAGAGCAACAGUUCUUCCAAUGGAAUCCUUGGACACUCCUGACGCCGAUACAGCUAGUGCCAUUCAGGCUGCUGAAAUUUUGAAUCGAUCAGCUGAGCGCACACCCGUUUCCAAACACGCGUCUCCAAAAGAAUCAGAGAAGUCACCAAGAACUAGUGGUAUGCCUUGUGCAACACCCGAGUUCCGAAUGUCUGUUCUACUUGCAAGGGAUGAAAAUUCGGGCUCUCAAAAAGAUCUUCGCAGCCUAACACCCGCGACGCGAGCAAAAGUAGUUGGUCGUCCACGUGACAAAACUGCCCUACGCACGCGAGAUACCUUGAGACUUGUUAAUGAAAAGCAAUCAACAACCAUUGACGAGGGCCAAGAUGAUGAUAGCGAAGCAGAGAAACUGUCUCCUUUAUUGGAUGCUGCUACAAGUACAGAAGCACUGGACGCUCAUCUUCAUCCAAUUCACAAUAUAGAGCCUAUAGACGAUUUGGAUAUUGAUGAUGAAUUGCAAGUGGAAAAUGGAAGUACAAAGAUCCCAGACCGUUCUAAUGAAAAAAGCGGACAUUAGGUUUUUAUUAUUUCUUCUUGGAUUCAUUGCUCAACAAUAAAAUAAUAGUCAGUGACACCCUAUGUUUUAUCCUGAGUUAAUAUUGGGCGAAGGUUUUUAAAGUUAUUAUUUAUCCCUCAAGCGUUUUCGAAGGGACUUAUUUUUGUUAACAGAACUUGGACAGCUUGAAGCAGGUGGAUAAAUAGUAUUAUAAAUAGUUGGGGCUUACAUUCCCAACUAAUGGAAUGUCUAUAAUUCCAUUUUCAAUUCUGAAUAUUUUAUAUUAGCCUUUUAUCUGUACAUAAUCUCAACAAAUCAACCAUGUAAUUGUAAGACAUAUGUCUCUCCCGUUUGUGGUUGAAUGAUAUUAUAAUUUUCAAUAAGUUUUACAGAAUAUCUCAUUUUAAUGAUUUUCAAAAUAAAUAUCUUGAAAUCAA
Molecule: messenger RNA, 2303 nt
Organism: Athalia rosae (coleseed sawfly)
Lineage: Eukaryota; Metazoa; Arthropoda; Insecta; Hymenoptera; Athaliidae
Gene: Mrgn1
Product: E3 ubiquitin ligase RNF157
Exons: 11
Coding region: 199-1887 (562 amino acids)
Biological process (GO): protein ubiquitination
Cellular component (GO): cytoplasm
Molecular function (GO): ubiquitin protein ligase activity
Source: RefSeq, a predicted model, not a curated record